This is a messenger RNA of Nomascus leucogenys (northern white-cheeked gibbon), 4129 nucleotides long. NCBI's taxonomy places the organism in Eukaryota, Metazoa, Chordata, Mammalia, Primates, Hylobatidae. The record is from RefSeq and is a predicted model, not a curated record.
AUUUAUCAUAACGUAAUUUCCUGGACACUCCCAACUUGAGACUGAAAGCUGGGCGAAAGUGGUUUCUGAAGCUAACCUAAAAGACAAAAUGGUCUAGAGUCACCUUUUCCCCGCAAAUAACAGAGGAUUAAGAAUCUGAAAUCUUGAAGCCUCCAGGACCACGGUCGAAGCCCUCAGCAGAAAUUUCUGCUGGAGGCCGGAGCGCCUUUUGAUUUCGGGAGACUGGCCCAGGAACUCUAGUCACUUGGAAGGCGGAAGAGAAGGUGGUACCUGAGCCAGGUAGGAGCCACUCAGAGGCAGCCCGGGGCCGCCACUCACCUCAGAGAGGAGGUGGAGUCCGAUGACCCGGACUGAGAGGAAACGCGAGACUGAGUCUACCAGGUGAGGUAAAAAACACCCACCUGCUCACCUCGGAAGGGGCGGGCGAGGUGCGGCUCCCGGUGAGCCGCGGGGGUGGAGCGCACCUGGGCGGAGGCGGAACUGGGGGGUGUGGGCACUGCUCGUAGGGCCUGGAACUAAAUUCACCUGUGAGGGAGGCAGAGGCGGGGCCUGGGCAAAAACCCACCUGAGCCGGCGGGAAGCCCGACCCGAGAGCAGUCCCCGGGCUCGCGCGGCGCGGAGGGGGAGGCGUCCCGCGGCGGGGCCCCCCUCGGUCAGCCCGCGCGUCGGUCCCCCCCUCGGUCAGCCCGCGCGUCGGUCCCCGCGCGGCCGCCAUGACCUGGAGCGCCACGGCCCGGGGCGCCCACCAGCCCGACAACACCGCCUUCACGCAGCAGCGCCUCCCCGCCUGGCAGCCGCUGCUGUCGGCCAGCAUUGCGCUGCCGCUCUUCUUCUGCGCGGGCCUGGCCUUCAUCGGCCUGGGCCUGGGCCUCUACUACUCCUCCAACGGCAUCAAGGAGCUGGAGUACGACUACACAGGCGACCCGGGUACCGGCAACUGCUCGGUGUGCGCCGCGGCCGGCCAGGGCCGGGCGCCGCCGCCCCCCUGCUCGUGCGCCUGGUACUUCUCGCUGCCCGAGCUCUUCCAGGGCCCCGUGUACCUCUACUACGAGCUGACAAACUUCUACCAGAACAACCGGCGCUACGGCGUGUCCCGCGACGACGCGCAGCUGAGCGGACUGCCCAGCGCGCUGCGCCACCCGGUCAACGAGUGCGCCCCCUACCAGCGCAGCGCGGCCGGCCUGCCCAUCGCGCCCUGCGGCGCCAUCGCCAACAGCCUCUUCAACGACUCCUUCUCGCUUUGGCACCAGCGCCAGCCCGGCGGGCCCUACGUCGAGGUGCCGCUCGACCGCUCCGGCAUCGCCUGGUGGACCGACUACCACGUCAAGUUCCGCAACCCGCCGCUGGUCAACGGCAGCCUGGCGUUGGCCUUCCAGGGCACGGCGCCCCCGCCCAACUGGCGCCGGCCGGUCUACGAGCUCAGCCCCGACCCCAACAACACCGGCUUCAUCAAUCAGGACUUCGUGGUGUGGAUGCGCACGGCGGCGCUGCCCACGUUCCGCAAGCUGUACGCGCGCAUCCGCCAGGGCAACUACUCGGCCGGGCUGCCGCGGGGCGCCUACCGCGUCAACAUCACCUACAACUACCCGGUGCGCGCGUUCGGCGGCCACAAGCUCCUCAUCUUCAGCAGCAUCUCGUGGAUGGGUGGCAAGAACCCCUUCCUGGGCAUCGCCUACCUGGUCGUCGGCUCCCUCUGCAUCCUCACCGGCUUUGUCAUGCUGGUCGUCUACAUUCGCUACCAGGACCAGGACGACGACGACGAGGAGUGAUUCCGGCUUUCCAGGGACCCCUCCUGCUUCUUGCCAAAACUCUUGCGAGGUGCUUUUGGCAUCUCCUCCUCGCCCCUCGCCCAGUUCCAACCUCGCCUCGCUUUUCCUCCCUUUGUGAAUGAGGGGACCAGAGAAGGGAAUUACCCGCCUUGCUCUUGGGGGGCUGCUACUGUCUUGCCCCGGGGGAGGGAUGUUGACUGCAGAGUGAAACAUCCUUGCAAACUCUUCUCACCUCCUUCACGACACCGAGUUGCCAUGUGAGGUUCUUCAAGUCUGAGAGUGGAAGGGAUCCCUGUGGAGACUCCUGUUCAACCCCUAUUAGAGGAAGAGAUUGAGAGACCUAGCAAUGUGAAGUAACAAAGAUCAGGCAGCUGCAAGUGACUCCUGACUCUUGAGUCCAGAGCUUUUGCCACUACGGUACAGUGGUUUUCUUUUCUUUGGUGGGGGCAGUGGGCUGGAAUGGAGAGUGAGGCCCACAAAUUACCUGCAGAGACGUGGAGGCGUGAGGGAGAACAUGCUUGUUAAAUAUGCAGGUAGAUUAGGAGACACCAAACGGAGAUGCAGACACAUUAAGACUGGGAUGAGAUCCUCGAAGCUGUGUUUUAACAAACUCCUCUGGAGAGUCCCAUAUUCCCUCCAGUUUGGGAAUCACGACCCUGAACCAGGUUGGGCCUGAAGCAGUCAACUGAGUUCACUUUUUCGGAUAGUAAUUUGUUCCCAGGGGCAGUGACAACCAUGAUGUUCCAGGUUUGGUCUGGCACUCUGCCUUGAACGUAGGAAGCUCUUGAUGACUUGUGGAAUGAAUUUUUUAAAAAUCACUAUCGGGAAAACUAGUUGGCAUACAGAGUUAUAGGACAGGGUUUAUGUUAUUCUUUUGAUAUGUUAGUAUUUUGGUAUAAAAGCCAACAGGCAAACUUUGCCAGGUACUGUGUAGAAACUCGAAAAUGUGAGGCAAGUUUGUACAGUUCAGAGGAAAUGCUUUAACGUAGAAUCAGAUAGCUGGAAGAUAUCUUCGAGGGAAAGUAAGUUCCCUAAAGUCACAUCUAUGCCUCCUAGCUCAGUCUUCUUUGUCAUUGUGUGUGUGUGUGUGUGUGUGUGUGUGAGAUUAGAAAGGGCUUCAUUCAUACCUUUUCCCUUGGACCUGGAAAAAAAAUUUUUUUAUCUUUUCAAAUGAAAUCUGUUGAUUUCUAGUAAUCAUAUUUGAAUCAAUGCUAAGGCAUAUAUAGUCUUAUAUGUAAACUAGAUUAAGAUUAUUUGAACCUUUGAGAUGACGUUAACACUCAACUAAAAUCAUUCAAUUGAUUUUAUUGAUUGAGUAACAUCAAUCAGUAUGUUUAAAGUUAUUUUAAGAAGCAGUAGUUUUAUUUUUAAAAACCUUGUAUGGCAAAAUAACUUAAAACCCUUUGUGAUAUCAUCUUCCCAGUUUAUUUGGUAAAAGCAAACAGUUAUUUGGUAUUUGUCAGAAUUCUUUGGUGCCUGCUAUUACAGCUAUUUUCCAAUUACUAAUUUGAUUAUACUCACUUAAGGCAGUGAAAGAUCUUGAAGUAUUUUUUAGCAGUUAAGUAAUAUUCAAUUGUAUCGAAUAGUUUACAUAGUUUAUUCUAGUCUUUGAAAAUUACUGAACAAUGGACAAUGUGCAUGUCAUUGAUAUCUGCCUUAGAACUUCUGGGACAAUCCUGAUUCAAGAGAUUCUAUCCCAUUAUUUACAUAUACCAAAAAUACUUUGUUAAUUCAAUGUGUUGGCUUCCCAACUCCUGAACACGACACAAAUUUUAUUAUUAGAUUUUGUAUGGUGAUUUUAGGCUAUGAAAACAUGAUCAUUAUAUGUACAUAGAGAAAUUUUUAUUUGUUACAAAUGUUUGAGCAGCUCACUAGCCCACCCCUCCUCUAUUUUGGGUAAGAGAAUUUGCUACAUUUUUUUACUAUGUAGUUGAGAGCAACAUGUAUUUUGUUAUUUUUAGAAUGAUCAGUAUAUCACUAUAAAAUUUUAAAUGAGACUAUGAAAGUUAAAGUAUUCUGAUUCUGAUUAAAUUAACGAAUAUGGUUCCAGGCCCUGUUCUCCGGGUUUUUGAGAGAGAAUAAAGGUUAUGUUUGUCUUACCUUUGUUACCGAGUUUGCUUAAUUCUUUUGAACUAUGAUCUUAAAGGCACAAACAGCCCUAGCCACUUUGCUAAUUUCUUAAUAGCAGAUUUACAUUGCAGCAAGAAAACCAUCUUUUAUAAUAACAUUCAGUUAAAAUGAACUCAAUUCGUUGUUAACUUCCUAAAACAGAAUUUGAACUUUAUCAACCUCAACAUGUAUAUAAACUAGAUAGUCCUCAAAUACUGUUUGAAUUUAAUAAAUGUCAAUUAAAAAUUUUU